Scaptodrosophila lebanonensis is the source of this 1715-nucleotide messenger RNA. Its product is annotated as UDP-glucuronosyltransferase 2B15-like. The transcript has 3 exons. The coding region runs from base 24 to 1652 and encodes 542 amino acids. Lineage: Eukaryota; Metazoa; Arthropoda; Insecta; Diptera; Drosophilidae. The record is from RefSeq and is a predicted model, not a curated record. Gene Ontology annotation, molecular function: UDP-glycosyltransferase activity.
GACGGAAUAACAAAAGAAACGAAAUGACGACGACGGCCUCCAGUGGAUCCGUUUUGCCACUGCUGUUGGCCCUGAUAACGCUCUCAGUGCACUUAUCCGGGACAGAUAGUGCAAAUAUAUUGGGAGUUUUCACCAGCCACAGUCCCUCCCACUUGAUCGUGCAUAUGUCCGUUGUCAAGACGCUGGCCGAGCAAGGUCACAAUGUCACAGUUGUGUCCUCGAUGCAGCCGAAGGUGACGCACAAGAGCAUCAAGCAUAUCGUCAUACCCUUGAGUGAGGAUGAAGAGCGAUUGUUACAUGCCGGCAUGUCCGGCAUAGCCAAGCGAAAGCCCUCGUUCUGGAGCACAAUCAGAUCCAUGUUUUCGUCGUUGAUUUUGCUGAUUGACAAACAAGUGGAAGUGCUGGAGGAUGAACGUUUUACGCAGCUCUACGAGAACAAGGACAAUAAAUUCGAUGUAGUCAUUGUGGGCUACUUCUUCAACACAUAUCAGGUGGGUUUGGGGGCCAAAUUCAAUUGCCCGAUUAUUAUGAGUUGGUCGGGUCCGCCCAUGGAAAUGGUUGAUGGUUUUAUGGGCAACCCACGUUUGAUCUCCUCGGUGCCCAAUAUGAAUGUGGCUGUAAAGUCGGGCAAGCCCAUGAACUUCACGCAGCGUCUUAUGAAUCUGCUAUCAACGAAUGCCAUGCGAGUGCUUUCUACUGUUUUGGAUUAUCGCUUUGAUGGUUUCUAUAGACGUUUGUUUGGCUCUGACAAGAACAUACCCAGCUAUGCAGAGGCCAAGAAAAACGUAUCGCUGCUGUUUUGUAACAGCCACGCGAUUAGCGAGGGCCCCAUUAGACCCAAUGUGCCCGGCAUAGUGGAAAUAGGCGGCAUACAAAUCAAGGAAAAGCCCGAUGCACUUCCUCAGGAUAUUGAGGAAUUUCUGGCCAAAGCCAAGCAUGGCGCCAUACUUUUCAGCUUGGGUUCUAAUCUGAAAGGCGAGCACAUACAGCCCGAGAUCAUAACCAAGAUCUUCAAUGCAUUGUCCAGCUUAAAACAACACGUGAUUUGGAAAUGGGAAGACCCAAAGCAUUUGCCUGGCACUGCAUCCAACAUAAUGUACAAGAAAUGGCUGCCACAGGACGAUAUACUGGCUCAUAAGAAAAUCAAGCUCUUCAUCACACACGCGGGCAAGGGAGGCGUGGCCGAGGCACAAUAUCAUGGCGUUCCCAUGUUGGCAUUACCCGUCUUUGCCGAUCAGCCCGGCAAUGCAGACAAGCUCGUAGAAUCAGGCUAUGGCCUGCGUGUGGAUUUGCUAACGCUGGAGGAGGAUGAAUUGAAGGCAGCCAUUAAACAAAUUUUGGGUAAUCCAUCGUACGCCGAAAAGCUACAGAGAUUCUCCAAACUCUAUCGAGAUCGUCCCAUGACUGCGCGCCAAUCAGUGGUCUACUGGACGGACUAUGUGUUGCGUCAUCAUGGUGCUCCCCAUAUACAGAGUCCGCUGGUCCACAUGAGCUUUGUGGCCAGUAAUAAUUUGGAUGUCUAUGCUCUGAUCGCUGCCGUCCUUUAUGUGGUCUAUUUAGUCUUGAAAAUUGUGUUCAAAUUUGUGGGCCGAAAGCUUUGUGGCAAGUCGAAGGCCAAAGGCCCUCAGAAGAAGAAGGUCAAGAAACAGUAGGUUAAGUUAAACAAAGACAAUUGCUAAUUAAGUUUCUACUUGAAAUAAACGAUAAAAUAUGAA